CUCAUCAAGGGCCUUGGAUCUUUCAACUCACUUCCCCACCUUAUCCAGAGUCUACUUCCAAAAAGAGCAUAUGCUCUUCCAUGGAUGCCUUUGAUUUCUCCUCCACCCACACUCACACUCAUACCACCAACACAACGUACCAAUAACUCACCACCAUAUUUGGAGAGAGAGUGUGAGACUCUACUAAUGGCUUCUGCAACAACUAGACCCACCUUCAGUUUCCACCUCUCAACCUCUCUCACUCAACCAUCAUCUCCAAAACCAAAACCCUCCCACCUCACUUUCCCACCUCUUCUCAACAAACACCAACCAACCCUCAAAUUCACUUCAAAGUCCAUUAAUGUCUCAAAAGAAGACAAACCCAUUUCAGAACUCCCCAAUUCACCAACACCCACCUCUGAUCCUGAGCCUCCACCACCAGAGACCGAAGUGUUCGACAAAAGGCGGCUAGAAGAAAAGUUUGCAGUACUAAACACUGGCAUAUACGAGUGCAGGUCCUGCGGGUACCGGUACGAUGAGGCUGCCGGAGACCCAUCGUAUCCGGUGCCACCGGGGCUGCCGUUCAACAAGUUGCCGGAGGACUGGCGGUGCCCGACGUGCGGGGCGGCGCAGAGUUUCUUCGAGAGCAAGAGUGUGGAGAUUUCUGGGUUUGCUCAGAACCAGCAGUUUGGAUUGGGUGGUAAUGCUCUCACCGCUGGCCAAAAGGCUGUGCUCAUAUAUGGUGGCUUGUUCUUAGGCUUUGUGUUGUUCUUAUCUGGUUAUUUUCUUCAAUAAUUGAGGGCUACUUGUUAUAUAUGAAAUGGGUAUAGGGUUUUUCUUUUUCUUUUCUUUUCUUUUUCUUUUGUAGUUUUUUGUGUUUUGUGACAUUUUGUUUAUGCACAUUGAAAAUGUAUUACUGGUUUGUGAGAUAAAAGAAUGGCAUAUUUUGUUUGAGUAGCUUAAAA
Camellia sinensis is the source of this 944-nucleotide messenger RNA. RefSeq names its product Rubredoxin-like superfamily protein. The record is from RefSeq and is a predicted model, not a curated record. Gene Ontology annotation, cellular component: chloroplast. Gene Ontology annotation, biological process: alkane catabolic process. Gene Ontology annotation, molecular function: iron ion binding; electron transfer activity. NCBI's taxonomy places the organism in Eukaryota, Viridiplantae, Streptophyta, Magnoliopsida, Ericales, Theaceae.